UCUCCGGUGAGAAAGGCAGGCAGCGGCUGGCAGACAAAGGGGAGCGGAGAAGCGGCGUGGAGUUUUCCUGCAGCACUGACACGCGCGCACGCGCUCACCCACUCCCAUCCCUGCACACGGCCCUUUCACCGGUACGAGCAGCCGCGCAGACCUUGUGAAGCGGGUCCUCUUCACCAAACAUCUAUCAAAGUAUCCCAAAACUCAAUCGCCAUGGAGCUAGACUUCGCACACUUCGACGAGCGAGACAAGGUGUCCCGGGCUGCACGUGGCGGACGAUUGAACGGACUCCCCAGCCCGACCCAUAGCGCCCACUGCAGUUUCUACCGCACACGCACCCUGCAAGCCCUAUCCAACGAGAAGAAGGCCAAAAAGGUGCGCUUCUACCGCAACGGGGACCGCUACUUCAAGGGCAUCGUGUACGCCGUGGCCAAUGACAGAUUUCGCACCUUCGACGCGCUGCUGGCCGACCUGACGCGCUCGCUGUCCGAUCACAUUAACCUGCCUCAAGGUGUCCGCUUUAUCUUCACCAUUGAUGGCUCAAGUAGGAUCUCGGCGCUGGAUGAACUGGAGGAAGGGGAGAGCUACGUUUGCGCCUCUGAAAACAUCUUCAAGAAGGUGGACUACACAAAGAACGUCAACCCCAACUGGUCUGUGAACGUGAAGACCUCAGCCAGCCAGAAGAACAUUCAGUCAUUGGCAGCAAGGGCAGCUAGCGAGCCCCGAGAGCAAAGCAAAGACUUCGUGCGACCCAAACUGGUGACGGUGAUGCGCAGUGGCGUCAAACCGCGCAAGGCCGUGCGUGUCCUGCUCAACAAGAAGACCGCGCACUCGUUCGAGCAGGUGCUCACCGACAUCACUGAGGCCAUCAAGCUGGAAAGCGGGGUCGUCAAGAGGAUCUAUACGCUGGAUGGGAAGCAGGUGACUUGCCUUCAAGACUUCUUUGGGGACGAAGACGUCUUCGUCGCAUGUGGACCUGAGAAAUUCCGCUAUGCACAGGACGACUUCUCUCUGGAUGAGAAUGAGUGCCGAGUGAUGAAAAAUCAGAAAGCUCAUCGUGGUUUAAUCAAGAGUCCUGGAUCGGCCAGACGCUGCAAGUCCCCUGCAGAAUCAAUGAAUGGGACUGGCUCCAGUAGCCAGAUUUCCACCCCGGUCUCCAAGCACUCCCCCACUUCCAGCCCGACUAGUCCUGCACUCAACAAUACGCAGAAGGAUCUCUACCUACCCUUAUCUCUGGAUGAUGAUGAUUCUAUCGGGGAGUCCAUGUAGGCUCUCAAACCUACUUUUUACCCCCAAACCUGAGCGGCUUGCAGCCUCCAACAAGAGCGCCAGGAACAUCUACUGACGUAUCAACUAGGAUUCCUUUUUUUGUUCGAGAACACACAAAAUCACUUUUCUUGUUUUUGUUUGUUUCCACCACCAAAAUAUUCAUCUCAUCAUUGCACACAUGUAGUUUACACUUUUGACAAGCAACAAGACUUCACGGUUUACAAAUGUCACUUUAAAAAAAAAAAUUUUUUAAAUCACAUUACACUCAAUCACAAUUUCAAGCAACAAAAUAGGUGGAGCUUUUUGUUGGUAUUUUUAGAAGGGGUAAAAUUUGACUUUUGUACCACUUUAUAUUUGUGAUGUUCCCCUUUUUAGAACACAAAAGCUAGUCUUUUUCUUUGGACGAAGGUCCAGAAUUUGAAACCUGCUGUAAAUACUGUGUAUAGUUCUCCCUCCGUAACCUUCUCUGGUUUUCCCGGUCACCAUUGCUGUGCUUCCAUAACGUCGUGUCAACAUUUACUCAAACUUCUUCAGUCUUUAGUCAAAGGAAAGAAACUCUUGAGGGUACAAUGUGUGGAAAUGUUUGCUUAAAAAGGAAGCCAUUCUUGAUCAAUAAUUGCAAUAAUGCAACAAAAGAGAAAAACAUCCACACAUACCUCAGGUAUUUCUCUCUCCUUACAUAACUGGUAAAAUCAUAUACUCCGUGUUGUACAUACUGCAGUGCAUGAUACUAAUGAAUUAUUUCAAAGGUUUGGUGCUUAUCUGAAGGACCUAACAGUGCAGAUGAUUGACCAAAGUUCAAUUAGGCCAAUCAGUAAAUGGCAGUGUUUGUUACAAAGUUCCACUCAGAAGAAUACAUUAAGGUCACAAAGCCAAAGUGUUGCAGGAUUUAUAGAAAGGACUAGAAAAUAUUCUCACGUAAGCAUGUUCCUCGCAAGGUUCGACAUUAAACAUGUGGCUUUUUAAUAUUUUAUAAAGUUUAUUAAUUUAUAUGAAGGGUACGUGUCUAGGAUUUUUCUCUACAUUUAACUCGUGAGCUAUGAGCACCGGUACUUUUUUAGGGCUCAUUGUGCAGCUCUUUUUCUAAAUAUAUGGGGAAAAGUAUGUUGUUUUGUCUAAGAGUUAUCUCAGGUUUUGCUGGAAAUCAAGCCUGAGACUCUUUUUAAUUCAAUUGGAUGACACUGAAGCACAACCAGCUACAGGCACUUUGAAUGUCCGUUACAAUGCAGGACCACAAUUUACCCGUAAGAAACCAAGUAAAGUGCUGCUCGUGUAGCAUCCUUUUAUUCCAAUUUCAUAUCUAUGCAUUUGGAUUUUAGGAAUAGGAAAGAAACGUCCUGUUUGUCUAUGACGUCAUGAAAGUCCCGUGUCUUAUCAAUCAGCAGUUUGCCACAUAACUAAAACGCGCCAAUGUUGUCAUUGCGAUCAUUUUCCAACAGAGGGCGACGCCAUACAAGUAUGUUUAGUCUUUCUCUCAGCAAAUAUCAUAAAAUGUCUGUCUUGAGUGAAAUUGGCCACCGCAGUGUUAGAUGGUUGAAUUCCUCGCCUACAUUGGUGCCUUUUUGUUUGUAAUCGGUAACAUAAGUAGGUAAUUUUGCUAUAUUUUCAUUACUAAUUCAAACGAGGCCUCCCAAAAAGGAUUUUUUUUGUAGACUUAGACACUUUAUUAUGGUGUAGAAAACCCUUUUCUUUAAUAUUCCACAUAUGCCUUUUCAUAUUUAAUAACUUUCAUUGGAAUUUACACAUUUUUUGUGGUAUUUUGCUAUGUCAAACAGUGGCUUGUUUCAGUGCUUCAUUCAAUGUAACUGGUAUCAUUUUGCAAAUAAAACGCUUGUACAAAUGGC
Messenger RNA from Corythoichthys intestinalis (scribbled pipefish), 3110 nucleotides. Its product is annotated as neuronal migration protein doublecortin-like. The record is from RefSeq and is a predicted model, not a curated record. The coding region runs from base 211 to 1266 and encodes 351 amino acids. NCBI's taxonomy places the organism in Eukaryota, Metazoa, Chordata, Actinopteri, Syngnathiformes, Syngnathidae. The transcript has 7 exons. Gene Ontology annotation, biological process: intracellular signal transduction. Gene Ontology annotation, cellular component: microtubule organizing center; microtubule.